Messenger RNA from Ambispora leptoticha, 1308 nucleotides. NCBI's taxonomy places the organism in Eukaryota, Fungi, Glomeromycota, Glomeromycetes, Archaeosporales, Ambisporaceae. The record is from the annotation of a GenBank genome assembly.
AGAAACAACAACCAAGAAGUUCUUGACCGAGGAAAAUUAUUUAAGCAACUCCAAGAAAUUAAUCCCUUUUUAACUAAUAAUGUAAUCGACCAGGUUAUUGAAAAAUUACUUGACCCUCACCUUGAAAAUCAACAGUUUUUGAAUUAUCUUCGCUCUGGAAUAACCAUUCAUACUAAUGGAGAACAUAAAAUAAAAGAAGGAAUAGUGGCUCACACCACCGGCAGUGGCAAAUCUGAUACCAUGGUGUUCUUAACCAAAAAAUUACGUCAAGAAUAUCAACAGUGCACCAUAAUUGUCAUCACUGACCGGCAAGAAUUAGACCUCCAAUUGCUAGACCGAUUUCAAGAUUAUGAAGAUGUUUUUUUUACCCCCCAAGAGUUUAUUGUCAUUACUAGCAUAAGGGAUUUAAGGGAAAAUUUGGCCAAACCCAACUUAGGAAAAAUAAUCUUUGUUUUGAUUCAAAAAUUUCAAAUUCGAGAAUUUCAAGCACUACCAACCUUUUCCAACUCAAAAGGAUUAUUUAUUUUUAUCGAUGAAUAUCACCGUUCUCAAAACUUAGAAAUCGGAGAGGAAGACAAUUUAAGUUGGGCUUUAGAAAUGCGUAAAACUUUACCCGAAGCCUUUUUGUUUGGGUUUACGGCUACUCCUAAAGAAGAAACCUAUCCAAAUAUAAUCCAUAGUUAUUCGAUGGAUGAUGCUUUACAGGAUGAAGUUAUCGUCAGGAUAGUUUAUGAAAUUUACCAAUAUUUAGACUUAAAUAAAAUUAAAAAAAAUUCUUUUCAUUUGAAAAGCGUUUUACCAAGUUUACAAACUAAGGGGGAAUUUUUUAAAAAAGAUUACGAAAAUUUUUCCCUCAAUAAUCGACUAAACAGUCAAAAACCAAAAGUAAUGUAUAUUGCUCAAAGUAUUCCUGCUGCCCGCGAAUUUUAUCAAUAUCUAUCCCAAGACCCUCAAUUUCAAAAUAAUGUUUGUUUAAUUACUAGUGCCCAGGAGGAAAAAGAAGAAAAAGAUAGUAUUCACCAGUUUAAAAAUACUCCUGAGGUUAAUAUUGCUAUUGUGGUCGAUAAACUAACCACUGGUUUUAAUUUGGAAAGUUUACAAAGAAUUUAUUUGGACCAGAAAAUUAAUUCUCCGCAUCGCCUUUUUCAAAAAAUUUCCCGAGUCAAUCGAAAACAUCCUCAUAAAGAUUGGGGUUUUGUGAUUGACUUGGCUGAUAACAAAGAAGUUUUAGAAGAAACCUUAGCAAAAUAUGUCGGAAAAAGUGGUGGGAUUAUCAAAACCGAUCCACCACAACUUCAACCUUUUUGA